AUGCUUGUGAGGUUUUUAAUUCUCCUUGUAUUUGUAGUUGGCAUGGUUUAUGCCGAGCCAUAUAACUGCAAAGGUAAUUAUAUUCAAACAGACUACAUUGGUAAACUUCGAGUUCCAAUUAAUUGCGAUCUUACGCGUACAGACUGUCCGUCUUCUUGGAAGUCGGGAAUUCCUGAAGGCAGCGAAACAUCUAUGCCAAUGAUUGACCAAAAAUUUCUGAACUGUCAUGAAGGUUUUACUUCGUGUGCAUACGUCCCGAUCGAUCCAAAAUCUGGCGCAGUCCUUGGGCAAAGUGGCGUUACGGUUGGUGCUGGUGUUGAUCUUGGAAGCAAGUCGAGGGCGUCUUUCACGUCAUUGUCAAGCACACUUGUUGACAAACUUGAACCUUACUUUGGUUUGAAACGAAAUCUCGCUGCCUGUGCUGCGAUUGAACGUCCCUUGAGACUAACGCUAGCGGACGCAAACAAUUUAACACGUACAGUUACAAACGAUGUGGUUACUGAAGUUUCAAAAAGAUACGACAGCGAUAAAGAUGACAAUGCGCUGGCGUUUGCAUCAGUUCCUCGCGGUAUUCGUACAGCCAUCGUCAGCCUUUGGUAUCAGUUUGGUUAUCCUACGGCUUAUCCAAGGUUUUGGAGAUUUGUGACGAAAAACGAUUGGGACAAUGCAAUAAAAGAAUUGAGAAAUUUCUACAAGAAUCCGAACGAGCAGGCUAGAGGAGACUUGAUCAGACGAAACAACGAAGCGGACAUAAUUGAAGCAACUCUUGUGAGAUGCAACCGCUCUGUUGACGUUGUUUUCUUGAUAGACGAGUCUGGCAGUGUUUCCCUCGGAGACUUUAAUGACAGCCUCGAUUUUGUAAAGAACAUGAUAAAAGCAUUUCCAGAUGAUAAACUCAGCGGGGAAAAUGGCACUAGAUUCGGUUUGUCCACAUUCAGUACUCUCUAUAAAUCACAUUUCUAUCUAUCAGACAACACAGAUCAGUCGGAAUACCUUUCUGCAGUCAGUCAAGUGUCGUACACCCAUGGAUCUACCUAUCUUGGUGAUGCUCUAGAACACGUCUUAACCGAUCAAUUCACCGAAGGACGAGGUUUGCGUCCAGAAGUAGAUGGCGUACCUCGUGUUUUGAUUGUUCUAACGGACGGCGAAGCGAACGACGCUGUUUCAAUUCCAGCAAAGAAUGUGAGAAAUGAAAACAUCGUUAUUUAUGCAAUUGGAAUCGGCGAAUAUAAUUUUGAACAACUUAAAGAGAUUGCUUCUUCUGAGUCACACGUGUACACGCUGUCUACUUUUACGGAACUUGAGAAAUUCAUUUCCACGCUAACGUCAUCAACAUGCUAUGAACCCCGUCCUGUUUCUCUUAACGAGACCAUAAUAACGAAUGUAGCGAAGGACACGUAUCAGUAUUUCAGUUACAAAGUAAAGGAAUCUUCAAACCUCGAAAUCAGUGUAGCCGAUUUAUCUGGUAGCACGCUUGUUUACGUCUCUCGCACUAAUCCUCACCCUUACAAGUACGACAAUGACAUUUCCUUCGACCUUUCACAGCAAAAGAAGAAAAUCAUCGUCAUUUCAGCUCGUCCCACACCAGAUACAAAGGGAAAACGGUCAACCGACGACGACGAGCUCACACGACAAAUCUAUGUCUCGGUAACUUCCGACACUGACUCGGCUUCGUUCGAGAUUGAAGCCAAUGAAUGUAAUCCCUUGAACUGUACGGAGGGAACAAAUGAAAUGCCUACACCUCCGAUAUCCUCAGGUGGUAUUUUUACUGCUACAAAGUUCGUGGUGGUAGGUUUUGCGAUCUUGUUGAUGCUUUUUGAACGAUAUGACAUUUGAACAUUGACUUUUUGAAAUAUAAAUGGACAAUUAGUUGUAAACAUGCAUUAAUAUAAGUAAUGAUAAUUGCAGGUAUGUAAAUGUUAAGCAUUUCCUUAAUUUAUUGCAGCUACAAACACUAAAUUAAUUUCAACACAGGUGCUUUCGAAAGAAUCAAGGUAAGAUAUCAAUUAGGUGGUAUGCCCAUUUUAAACAAAAUGAGCAUUUUCCAGACGCAAAAAUCAACAUACACGUGCAAUCUAUGAUGUGAUAUAGUAGCAAAAGCAGUAACAAGCUAAUAAUUUUGAACAUGAACCGACGUAAAGUUAAAUAAAGAACUAUAUAUAGAACAAAGAAUCACAGCAGAAAUCUCGCGAAUGACGUUGAAAGUCUCAAGUCUGAACACUUAAUUAAUUAGACAGUUUAACAGCAUGUGCAUGUCCGUCUGUUGCACGGGUUAGAAAUCAUAAUACUUUUUGCAUUGCUUGAAAUUUAACUAAGCUACAAAACCGAUAGGUUUAGCUUAGUCGGGAGAGCUUUGCCUCAUAAUCGAAAGGUUGAAAAGUCCAAUCAAGGUAUGAGUAGCAGAUUCCACACUUUUCAGAAUGGAACAUGUUAGACUUGUCAUUGUGCUGAAUUUCGAAUAGAUGGGAAAACUACAACAGCCUCGUCUAAAACAGCCUGGUUAACCUAGAAAUAACCCUAUAGCUGCAGGUUAUCUCAAUAUUCCUGGUUAAAUUUCCUGCUUAUUUUACCUCAUUUCCUAAACAGUCUGGUCAAGGUAACUGGGCAUCUGGUUAUAAUUCACCAGAACUUGAGACAGACUAUGUUAGGUGGAUAAAUGACCAGGCCCCGAAAUUUUCAUUGUACUGCGCAGUGUCAGAAUAAAUAUGAAACUAGAUAUUCAACUGUCUGAGGAUGGUUCAGAAACAGCAAUAAUGUAUUUAUGAAUGAAAUUCCAAAUUUCUUGGAAGAGAAAAUUAAUCCAUUUGUAACAAACAACAGAUUGGAUUGCGCUUCUCGACUUUUGACAUUUCAUAAUUCGGCACGCUUUCAAGUCAUCAGGGUUUCACCAAACAGCCUGUAAUCUGCGUAGGAUAUGCAUCACCAAGUUUAAGGAGACAAUUGUAACACAUGUUUUGAAAUUUCGAAGACUUUCCAGAUUUAUAAAACCUGUUUACCGUUUACUAUAACGUUAAAAUGCAGCGAAUGUUACGCCAUAACAAUGAAGUUCAAUAACUUAAUGGUCUACUGGCUACGGUAAACAUACGAUAAUCCUUGUUUAUGUUUCAUCUUCUCUUUCUGAGUACUAGGAGUUGCCCAGAAUAGCUAUUCAAAUUGCACUUGUUCUCAUUGGUCAGUUCAGUUUAUUCAAGUGGAUUGGUCGUACUAUAUAAAUUGCGCUAUUAGCCAAGCCUUUUCUUUCACACAAAAGUGUUGGCUGUUUACGCACCCUUACUGCCUUAGUCGGUACGACUUUAGUUAAAAUGCUUGUGAGGUAUUUAAUUCUUCUUGUAUUUGUGCUUGGCAUAAUUUACGCCGAGCCAUACAACUGCAGAGGUAUUUAUAAUCCAUCAGAUUACAUUGGUAAACUUCGAACAGUUAGACUGCCCGUCUUCUUGGAAGUCGGGAAUUCCUGAAGGCAGCGCAUCAUCUCCGCCAAUGAUUGAUCAGAAGUUUCUGAACUGUCAUGAAGGUUUUACUUUGUGUGGAUACGUCCCGAUCGAUCCAAAAUCUGGCGAAGUUCUUGGACAAAGUGGCGUUACGGUUGGCGCUGGUGUUGAUUUUGGAAGCAAGUCGAGGGCGUAUUUCACGUCAUUGAGUAUAAGCCCCGCACUUGUUGACAAAGUUGAACCUUAUUUUGGUUUGGAACGAAAUCUCGCUGCUUGUGCUGCAAUUGAACGUCCCUUGAGACUAACGCUAGUGGAGGCAAACACUUUGACAGACGCUGUCAGAGGCGAUUUUGUCAAUAAAGUUUCAACAAAAUACGACAGCGAUAAAGAUGAGAAUGCGCUGGCGUUUGCAUCAGUUCCUCGCGGUAUUCGUACAGCCAUCGUCAGCGUUUGGUAUCAGUUUGGUUAUCCUUCGGCUAAAACGUAUCCAAACUUCUGGGGAUUUGUGACGACAAAUGAUUGGGAGAAUGCGAUAAAAGAACUGAGAAAUUUCUACAAGAAUCCAAACGAGCAGGCUAGAGGAGAUUUGAUCAGACGAAACAACGAAGCGGACAUAAUUGAAGCGACUCUUUUGAAAUGCAACCGCUCUGUUGACAUUGUUUUCUUGAUAGACGCGUCUGGCAGUGUUGGAAGCACAAACUUUCAAGAAUGCCUCGAUUUUGUAAAGAACAUGACAAAAGCAUUUCCAGAUCAGAAACUCAGUGGAAAAGAUGGCACCAGAUUCGGUUUGUCCACAUUCAGUUCCAGCUACAGAUCACAUUUCUAUUUAUCAAGCUACACAAAGCAGUCAGCCUACGUUUCCGCAGUUAAUCGAGUUUUCUACUCCGGUGGAGGUACCCAACUUGGUGAAGCUCUACAAGACAUCUUAACCGAUCAAUUCACAGAAAAACGAGGUCUGCGUCCAGAGGUAGAUGGCGUACCUCGUGUUUUGAUUGUUCUAACGGAUGGUCAAUCACAUGACAGUGUUUCAAUUCCAGCAAAGAAAGUGAGAGAUGAAAAUAUCGUUGUUUAUGGGAUUGGAGUUGGCGGGUAUGAUCUUGAACAACUUGAAGACAUUGCAACUUCUAAAUCACACGUUUACACACUGUCUACUUUUACCGAUCUUGAGAUAUUUAUUUCCACGCUAACGGCGUCAACAUGCUAUGAACCCCGUCCUGCGUCUCUUAACGAGACCAUUAUAACAGAUGUAGAAAAGGACACGUAUCAGUAUUUCAGUUACAAAGUAAGCGAAUCUUCAAACCUCGAGAUCAAUGUAGUCGAUUUAUCUGGUAGCACGCUUGUUUACGUCUCUCGAACUAAUCCUCACCCUUACAAGUACGACAAUGACAUUUCCUACGAUCUUUCAACGCAAACGAACAAGAUCAUCGUCAUUUCAGCUCGGCCCAUACCAGAUACAAGGAGAAAACGGUCAACCGACGACGAUCUCACACGACAAAUCUUUGUCUCGGUAACUUCCGACACCGACUCGGCUUCGUUCAAAAUUGAAGGCAACGAAUGUAAUCCAUUGAACUGCACGGAGGGAACGAAUGAAAUGCCUCUGACAUCCUCAGCUCGUGUUGUUGUUGCUACAAAGUUCGCCGUGAUAUGUUUUGCGAUGUUGAUGGUGCUUUUUCGAAUAUAUGACAUUUGAACAUUGUCUCGUUUAUUUCUUAAGAUACAAAUAUAGGCGAGGACCUUUCAUUAUUUUCAUAUUCAGUCUUAGUUAAUUAAUGAUCUUUGCACGUAUGUUAAUUUUAAGCAUUUUCUUACAGUCGUCGCAAUGAAAGUGUUCCUACAAUAUUUUAUCAAUUCUUUUUCUCACACGAACCAAUUUAUUUGAUCAGUUAUUCAAAAAAUUGACAAUUUCCUGUAUAAUUGAUAAACUUCCUGUUGAAUGCAUCAAUCACCUUUGGUUUUGGUGCAAUUGACCAAUCAGGAAGAGACAGGAAGUGGCCAGAAAUGAUCAAAUACAGAAAGUUGAAGAUAAUUGGUCAACCGUCUCAAUGAAUUGGUUUGUGUGAGCAAAUAAAUUGGUAGAAUAUUUUAGGAAUACCUCCAUGGCCAAACUGUAAGAUUAUUAUAUAGCAAACAUAGACAUGUAGAUUUUUUGCACUCUUAUAUCGUCAUUCUAUUGUGACAGAUAAUCCCAGUAUAUUCAAUUUAAGUAAUAUUAAAAAAAUGUGUGGCUCUGACGCUCUGUUUUGUUGCCCAGUAAAUACUUGCCAAAUGUUUCAUUUCCCACCAUGCAGUCGUCAAUUAUUGGGUGGAGGCCUAGUGAAAUUUCAUAAAGGAGGGCCGCCCAAAAAUAGUCGACCCCUUUCAAAUACAGGGUCAAAAAUCUUGGCCCGCCCCAAAACCGUAGCGCUCCCCUGAAGUGUGGCUUCUUUCCAAUCGGUCAUUCAUCGAUAUUUUUCAUGAUGGAAAUUAAUUUCAACACAGGUGCUUUUCAACUUUUGUCAGACAGUCGAAAGCAGUUGUGUUGAAAUUAAUGCGUAAGAUAUAUGAGUCGGGUGGUGAGAGCACUUGCGCAGACACAAAAAUUAAUAUGCCGGUAUAGUGCAGAGUAAAGUGAAAACCAGUUAUAAGCGAUUCUUUAUUUGAAAUACCACCAAUAUGACCGCUGUGACGUAACGUGCAAUCGAUCUGUUCACAGCGCUAAUAAUGAUAUGUGAAGUGGAAAAUAAGUAACAAAGAAUGAAUUAAAUGCUUGAGGGGGCACGCGCAGGUGCAAUAUAGAAUCUGGAGAUUACAGAAGGGUGAGUAGAACUGUAAAAUGGCCCUUUCGCUCAGUUCUUUCCGGCGGCCAAGGUCGGGGAAAACACCCACUCACUUCUGAAUGAAGACUUAAUUUAACGAGAGUUAUACACAUGCCAGUUUACACUGAUAAAUUUGUGCCUCUCAAACUGUUCUAAUAUACUAUGAACCUAUAAACUACUGUUUAUAUAUACUGUACAUAUUUCUACUCAGGAGUAAAAAACUAUUAUACUAUGUUACAUCUAAAAUAUAUAGAAGAUUAUGUGAUAAAAUUAUCAAUGUUUUUGUAGCUCUCCUUCAAGAGCAGUUUCAUGUUGUGUUUAAAUGAUGCCACGGAUUCUUUUUCACUCGCUGUCUUAGGUAACUGGUUCCAUUGUUUUAUGGUCGUAACAGCAAAUUUACGACCACCUUCAGUCUCUCCCUUAUAUUUAGGGCAUAGGAAAUUAAGAUUACUGUAUCUAGUAGCUUUACUAUUUAGACUAGAAUUUAGUUUUAACAUAGUCCCAAAGGUAAAAUUCUCUUUCGUAUUCCAGUUUGUAUACUUAUGUCGCUGGUUCACAGUUUGUUCAUAACUUACUUUCACUAAGCAAAGAGGUGAGGGCUGGGAAAUAGGUAGACUUGGUUCAAGUCCGUCUCUCAAGGGUUGAAAAUAGCGAUGCACGCAAACGGCAAAAAAAGGCGCGAAAAUAUGAGAGAAAAGUAGGCAGAGAUGACGGACUUGGAUACCCUGCAAGCGCACCAAAAUUUACCGUCGGAUUUUUCCUACGGAGGCGUGGCUUGCCAGUUGAAAACAACAACAAAUUUUCGCGCCAAUUUUUGCAAGUAACAUUCGAAAUGCUGCGAAUGUCCCAAGUCCGUCUCUCCCUACUUUUCUCCUGAGACGCACUUGAAGCAAGUCUAGAAAAUAGGAUACUAUUUACUUGUCUCACUUGAUUACAUGAACUCAUUUGCAUAGUGCCAAUAUGCAUGCAUAAUCAAUCUCGAAUAACCAUUACCCAUUGUGCUUUUCGCGCUUAGAGAUCGAAGUUUUGAGAUUGUGAGUUCUGACCUUCAAAGGACAACGUUAAUUGAAUUGGCUGUAUAUAUAGAAGAGAAUUGUGGAAAAUCUCUGAUUGUGCGAAAAAAAUGUUAAUUACCCCCAGAGCGCCAAAAUGCGAAGAAGUGUAUAUAGAAGCGCUGGAGGGAUUUUGUAGACGAAAUUCAGAGUGUAAAUCUCUUUUUAACUUAACUUAACCAGGAGCAGCUGCGAAAAAUGCAACUGUAUGCGAUUCCGGUGCAGCUCUCUAACCAACUGAGCUACAGAGUCCCUGUUGUGGAGCUCUAACCACAAGUUCAUGUAAAUUAUAUUAAGCUCAUGCCAGUGUAUAUGAUGUCGUAUAUAUGCAUUGGGAGCUCUACUUCGUAGAAGUUUUUUAUAAUAUUUACAUGGCGCAUUUCACUACGCUUUACAUUGCGCAUUAGGGAAUGUACGAUAGAAAGACAAGAUAUAAAAGCCUCUGCGGACGAAUGAUUAUUCGGAAAACCCCAGUUUGUUCAGUUUUAAGGGCGCAAGAGCUGUGUAGGUAAUUGGCGCGUGUCGGAGUGAACGAGGUGUGAACGCUGAACGAAACAUUUCGUAAUGUACAACAACAACUUUAUAUUCCAACCAAAAGCAUAUUAAUUUCAAAUUCAAUUUUAGAUUCUAGUAAACUAGCUACGUUGGUGUUAACCAUGCAUAAGGGCUUAUCAGAAAGUAUAGCAUAUUUUUGACCUGGCAGCGUCUCAAAUAUUUUCCUUAACAGUUUAUAUUAAAGACCGAUAUAAUUAUAGUGUGCCCUAUUAUUCUAUUGAAAUGAGAAACCUAAAGGGAUCAGAAACCAAAAGCAAAAACAUAACAUCACAGCAAAAAUCUAUCCGCGCGAAUCACUGUUGCAGCGCAAUAAUUAUAACCAAAAUAUCUAGAGAUAAUUCGUGAUCGAGGCUCCGAUUGCAAUUUAUGAAUAAGGUCUAUACAAACCUACAUUUUAGGCUUGUAAAUAUUAGCAGAAAGCGUGCGUGUAUUUUCGCGCGAGUUUGGUAAAUGAUUUUCAAAACGGGUUUAAGAGUUCAAUAAAUUGAAAUCAGCAAUGUAUUUAUGAAUGAAAUCCUGAAUUCGAAAUUUCUUGGAAGAGAAAAUUAGUUGCCUUUCCUCAUACAGAAAUUAUGUGGGCUAUUACAGAUUUAAAUGUAAUCAUCGCAAAUGCGCGACAUAGGAAAAAAUAGGUACGCAUUGCGUACACGUGGCUAGUGUUAAACAGCAAAAGAUAAUAACAGGCUGAUUAACAGUAACUGGACAAAACAACUUCUGAUUUGUUGAAGGAUAUUUGUACGGAUACCCCAGCUUUCUUGCGCUAUGCUCCUUAAUAUCCAGUCGUUAUCCCUGAGAGCUGCCUCGUACCCAAACGUCUCGUUGUAAAAAAACAGCGAUGCGCGUAUGACGAGUAUACUUCACUGAAGUAUUGUAGUGGCGAGAGAAAGGUGAAGGGGCUGAUGGGAAAUGUAUACCCUUCCCAACAGCGCCUUCUCGCGUCGCCUACCUGCCCGUAUUAUAUUUAAUGUAUACUUAAAGCGCCUGGGACUGGGUACGAGGCAACCUGAGUAGUGAGUAUCCUCACGAGGAAAAUACAAAAGAAACGAAUGUUUAAUCAAUGUUUGUAAAUCGGAUAAAGAUUUGUCCUGAUUUACAUAAACUUCUGCGAAUUUUCUCGGCUUAGACAAUGUUUAUUUUUAAAAUUACUAUGCCAAUGAAGUCAUAAGAUGGGUCGUUGUUUAAGCACGUUAAAACAUUCGCAGAUCGCCUUAUGGUUUAACUAGUACCUAAACAGGGGCGCAACAACAAUUGCUGUUAUGGCUGCUUUUUCCAUACAGUGGCCUAUGAGAAAGUACUAUUGAAACUUUAUGCUGAGGGAUUCUCGAAAAACUCUCUACAAUGGAUAACAAAUUAUCUCAAUGGAAGGCGGCAGUUCGUCCAAAUUGAUAUUGAUGACCGCGUAUCGGAAAAGAUAAUUGUCACAUCUGGGGGACCGCAAAGGUCAAUCCUAUGCCCUGUCUCAUUUAAUUUAUACGUUAAUGAUUCAAAUGAGAAACUGUCUAAAUCAGUGAAAUCUCACCAAUACGCAGACGACACUACCACGUAUGGCCAUUGCAAGCCAAACACACUACAACAAUGUCAAUCUCGACAAUCUGAUAUGCAGAUAGCAUUGGAUGCAAUGGAGUCCUGGUCUACAGAUUCCAACUUGACACUCAAUGCUUCGAAGACCAAAGCCACGGCAUUUUCCACGCAGCAAAUGUCUCGUGUCCAUAAAUUGGAAAACUGCGACCGAACCAGUCUUGAGAGACUUUCGUCUGUUAAAUUGUUGGGCACACAGAUGAACCAACAGUUAUCCUGGACAUGCAGAACACGUUAAUAAAGCAAUAUCUUCGUGUUAUUCCAUCCUCGCUGUAUUACGAAAAUUAAAACAUAUGGCGCUUUAGUAAAGAAACAACUCGCUGAAUGCCUAGUUCUAUCGAGACUAGAUUAUAACAGCUCGGUCCUGGAACCUCUUGCAGUAUAUUUGAUGAAGAGAUUAACGCGGGUGCAACCAUCAACAGCAGGUUUUGUGACCAAUCGCUAUGCCACCGAUAAUGAUGUAAUAAAAUUAUCUAUGAAUAUUUAAAGAUGCGGUAAAGUCCGUUCUGCGCAUAUAUUCUGCGCAUCAAAACAUUCCAUCAGUGGGAGAGCAACCUUUGGAAUGUUGUUAAUAUUUCGCUCUUUCCGAACUUUCUUGAAUUGAAUCUCUAGUCUGUAUUCAUUUACAAGCAUAACGAACCAGAAAAGUGUUAAAAAUUCAGUAUAAUAUAUAUCUAAUCAUAUUUUACAACUGUAGCAGUGAGUUAAAAAUGUAAACAAAGCGUUUGUUUACAUUACGGACUUUACAUCACCUUUAAGGAGUAAGAAACGUUCGCGCACACGUUAUCAUACAAUCGUUAUAGGCCAUGUUUUUACUCUCGAAGUAAUCAUAAUAAAAAAGGCGGUUGAAACAUUUAGCAUAAGCGUAUUGAAACGUUCCUGUUAUUAAAGGUAUAUGUGCGGCCGUAUGCCGCUAUUGUCGCGUCAAUUUACCCUUUAAAUAUUAGCAAUAUGAAUAUAUAGUUUGAAUUAUGAAUCCUUUAGCUUUUAGCCCUGUUACAUGCAAAAUAUGCAAUAUCGUAGACUUUUAAAUAUGUCAGACGCAAUUUGACACCCAACUUGUGACAGUUUAUAAUAUGAACAUAGUUGCUUUCUCCAAAUUUCUUCCCCCCAAAACGAUUUUCUCUUUACACCUUGGCGAAUUCAGUUCUGUGAUUUACAAAUCGAAUGGCUAAAUGUAUGUGUAUUAAACUCACGAAAGACUGUUUUUAAUUUGCGAUAAUCGGUUACAAAGUUCACGUUCUACCCUGUACGUCGACGUCAUGAGAUAAAUCUCUGGUUAACAAACUCUAGUAGUACCAAUAAUAACAAAAUUUCAGUUGAUAUGGUCAUUUGGAUGCAACUACCGGGAAGCGAAGACCCGACGAAGAGCCGUCGCUCGAAACGUCGAAUUUGUCGUUGUAUUUUCAGGUAGUUGCUUCUAUCUCAACCGACGUUUUGUAGAGUAUUGACUACUUCACAGUUUUAUAUUUCACAAGCAAUCUGAUAUCCACGAGACCUGAGUCUACGAUAGCAUAUAGAGAUGAUUUCUGCCUCAAAAACAUAGGUUUUUUCUUUGCGCUUUGACAAAACUAGUUCUGCGAUUUACAAUUCGGGCAUAAACAAAAAUAUCGCGUAAUAAACGCAAGAAAAGACUGUUUUAUAUCAUAAACGUUCGCAUUUCGCAAUAUUUGUAUGAUGGCUGUCUCGUGACCAUGAUUGAUGAUCGGGAUUUUCCGAAAUCAAGUCGAACUCGAAAAACAAAGAAUCGGUACACCCUCGACCUACCGUCAAUUUCCGAAGUGGACAUCCUCACAUCACAUAAAAUUGAACUGCGUUUUAAAAAUAAUUGUCAAUUGCUCCUGUUUCAUUGUCUCCUUCACUGCUGUUUUGGCUGUUUCGGUGAGAUUUUAGUUACAAUGCUCGUGAGAUUUUCAAUUCUUCUUGUAUUUGGGCUUGGCAUGGUUUAUGCUGAUCCACACAAAUGCACAAGUGGAUAUAAACCAUCAGAUUACAUCGGUAAACGUCGAGUUCCAACAAAUUGCAAAGUUGAACAGCUGGACUGCCCAACUUCCUGGAAGUCCGGAAUUCCUCAAGGCAGCGAAACAUCAGCACCCAUGAUUGACCAGAAGUUUCUGAACUGUCAUGAAGGUUUCACUCUGUGCGGAUACGUCCCAAUCGAUCCAAAAUCUGGUGACGUCCUUGGCCAUAGUGGCGUUACGGUUGGUGCUGGUGUUGAUUUUGGAAGCAAGUCGAUGGCGUCUGUCACGUCAUUGUCAAGCACACUGGUUGACAAACUUGAACCUUACUUUGGUUUGAAACGAAAUCUCGCUGCUUGUGCUGCGAUUGAACGUCCUUUGAACCUAACGCUAGCGCAGGCAAACACUUUGACAAAUGCUGCUACAAACGAUGUGGUUACUGAAGUUUCAAAAAGAUACGACAGCGAUAAAGAUGUGAACGAGUUGGCGUUUGCAUCAGUUCCUCGCGGUAUUCGUACAGCCAUCGUCAGCGUUUGGUAUCAGUUUGGUUAUCCUACAUCUUAUCCACGUUUUUGGAAUUUUGUGACGAAAAACGAUUGGGACAAUGCGAUAAAAGAAUUGAGAAAUUUUUACGAGAAUGAGAACGAGCAGGCCAGAGGAGAUUUGAAAAGACGAAACGACGAAGCGGACAUAAUUGAAGCGACUCUUGUGAAAUGCAACCGCUCUGUUGACGUUGUUUUCUUGAUAGACGAGUCUGGCAGUGUUGGGGGCAUAAACUUUCAAGAAAGCCUCGAUUUUGUAAAGAACAUGACAAAAGCAUUUCCAGAUGAGAAACUCAGUGGAAAAGAUGGUACCAGAUUCGGUUUGUCUACAUUCAGUUCCAGCUACAGAUCACAUUUCUAUUUAUCAAACUACACAAAUCAGUCAGCCUACCUUUCCGCAAUCAGUCGAGUUUCCUAUUCCAGUGGAGGUACCCAACUUGGUCGAGCUCUACAACACAUCUUAACCGAUCAAUUCACCGAAGAACGAGGUCUGCGUCCAGAGGUAGAUGGCGUUCCUCGUAUUUUGAUUGUUUUAACGGACGGUCAAUCGCAUGACAAUGUUUCAAUUCCAGCAAAGAAUGUAAGAGAUGAAAACAUCGUUGUUUAUGCAAUUGGAAUCGGCGGGUAUAGUCUUGGACAACUUGAAGACAUUGCUACUUCUAAAUCACACGUUUACACACUGUCUACUUUUACCGAUCUUGAGAUAUUUAUUUCCACGCUAACAGCGGCAACAUGCUAUGAACCCCUUCCUGUACCUCUUAACGAGACAAUAACAACAAAUGUAGCAGAGGGUACAUAUCAGUAUUUCAGAUACAAAGUGAAGCCAUCUUCAAACCUCGAGAUCAAUGUGGUCGAUUUAUCUGGUAGCACAAUUGUUUACGUCUCUCGGACGAAUCCUCACCCUUACAAGUACGACUACGACAUUGUCUACGACGCUUCAACCCAAACGGACAAAAUCAUCGUCAUUUCACCCAUUAUACCUGUAGCAAAUACAAAGCCAAAAGUGAAACGGUCAGCUGACGACGAGCUCACACGACAAAUCUAUGUCUCGGUAACUUCCGACACCGACUCGGCUUCGUUCAAGAUUGAAGGCAACGAAUGUAAUCCCUUGAAUUGUACGGAGGGAACAAAUGAAAUGCCCACAACUCAACCUCCUACCACUCA
Messenger RNA from Paramuricea clavata, 13072 nucleotides. NCBI's taxonomy places the organism in Eukaryota, Metazoa, Cnidaria, Anthozoa, Malacalcyonacea, Plexauridae. The record is from the annotation of a GenBank genome assembly.